UCGACGCAAGAGACGCAAAGUUUUGCUUCCCUGCCUAAAUAAAAAAAAAGUUCUGUCUGCGGUCAGAUGUUCGGCCCGGGGGUUUUGAAAAUGACUGAACGCAGAGCUGAAACAAGCGGAAACAGGUCUUUAGUUGGGUAUAUCUUACCGAAAAAACAAGUACUUCUGAGAGAUGAAGGAGCGGAGUCGCUGUCGGAGCCGGAAGAGGAGGACAACAACGAGCCGGAGUUUUUAGACUUCAAGGAGAUGGAUUGCGUUUCAUCGGGAGGGCAGCUGAUCAAAUCCUCCAUUCCACCGCGGAGAGAAGUUGAUUUUCAGGACUUGAACUCUGAGUCGAAGUACAAGCUGGUGGGCCGGUUUUCUCUUUGUGACCCGUGGUGGGAGGUGACAGCUCCAGUGCGAGGAGGAGGAGGAGGAGGGCGGCGGUCCAAGCUCUUCCUACUGGGGUUCCCUUCUUACAGCCUGCGGACCGACCUGGGGGACAACCCCAAAUCCGUCAUCGCGCUGUUCCUCAAGGAGUGCGGUGUGGUCGCAGAGCACGUCAUGCAGUUUAUCGAAUGGGUCCCUGCAUCAUGCAGGCUGGAUUUUUCAAACUUGCACGACCGUUUGAAAGAUUUUGCUGACGAACAGUAUGAUCACUCUGAUACUGUUGCGUCAGAUAUAAUCUCAAGGAUCAGUUACUCAGAUGCAGGGAAAGCUGUACUGGUAGCCUCACGCUACCCACAGGUAAUGAGUUAUGUGCCCAGGCUCCUGCCACGACAGUUUGAGAACUUGUUAAAGAAGUACAAGGGGGAGCAGAGCGACGGAAGAAGCGAGGACGGCACAGGGACAUUUGUCCUGGAUAAGCUGGAAGAGGUGCUCAGGACAGAUGUUUGGAAGCUGGGGUUCAGUGUAAUGACCUAUAGGGAUCUUGGCCUAGUCCGCUGCGAGGCUACCUUGGAGGCGUUCCGCCAGUCUGACCUGGUCUCGAAGAUCCCUGAGCUGCAGCACCACGCCCUGCUGCUGUACGAUGAGCUGAAGCGCUCCUGCAGGGAGUGGGGCCACACCUACAUCACCGUGGAGAACCUCACCAGAGCCCUGAGGGACAUUCCUGCUGAGAAGGCCUGGGAAUCCCUCAAGUUUCUGAAGGACGAAAAAGUGGUGGUGCAGGAGAGCAAGAGGGUCUUCCUCAGACACCUCUAUCGGUACGAGAAGGGGAUAGCCGAGUGCGUUGAGAAGCUGGCGAGGAUGCCCCCCUGGUGCAUUGACCUGGAUGUGAAACAGGUCCUCCGGGACGCCCAGAUUAAUAGGAUGGCCAUAAAGGCACACAGGAAUGGAAACGAGAGCAAAUGCGAUGAUUUAACUGAGGAUGGUGCUGAGAGUACAGAUUCUGUUCAUUUGGAGCACAGCGAUGUCAAUGGUCUGGGGACCGAUCCUAAAAACCAAUGUGAGGACAGCGACUGCAGCGCUGAACUGGAUCCCGAUCAGGUGAAAGCUGCCGAAAUGAUGUGCACCAAUCCUGUAACUGUGAUCAGUGGGAAAGGAGGCUGUGGCAAGACCACUGUGGUCAGUCUUAUAUUCCAAGCGGCUGCGAGGAGUCUCCGCAGAGAGGAGGAGGAGGAGGAGGUGCAGAGAGCCUGCAAGGACUUUGAGAACGACCUGAGUGCCUCGGAAGACUGGGACACAUUUAUAGGGAUCCCCAGCCAGCCCCAGGAGCAGAGCGCCCAGGACUCUGACCCGAAGAAGCCUCUGAAGGUUCUCCUUACAGCCCCGACUGGGAGAGCCGCGUCCCUGCUCCACAAACGCACGGAAUCCGAGGCGUACACGUUGCACCAGGUGCUGUGGAGCUACAUGAAAGCAGAGAAGGAUGAAGAAGGCAACCCUAAGAACUGGAAGUUCAGUGCAGUGCAGAUAUUCGUGGUGGAUGAGGGCAGCUUGGUCUCUGUGCAGAUCCUUAACUCUGUGCUGAGCAUGCUGAUGAAGCACGCUCAGCUGAGAAAGCUAGUUAUUCUGGGUGAUGUAAGGCAGUUACCCAGCAUUGAGCCCGGGAACACUCUGGCUGACAUGUUCAACAGCCUUUCUGAAAUCAGAUGGGCCAUAGAAAUGAAAAGCAACCAUCGAGCCGAGUCGCAGCUCAUUGUGGAUAACGCUGCAAGGAUUGCUGAUAAUGGGUUGAAGAGCUGCUAUAAACCCCUAGAUUUUGAUGCAGAGCUGGCUGUGAUUGGGGGUGGCUCUGCUGUUUCAAUGCCCUCCCCAGACAAGAGGUUUAUUCUGCUAGCCCUGCCGCCGACAGACAGCAACUUUGAGCUUCAGGAUGCAAUCAAAUUACUUCUGCAGUCAGCCCCAGGACUGGAGGAUGAUAACUGUUCACAGUUCAUUGCAUUCAGAAGGAAGGAUUGUGAUUUAAUAAAUGAACUUUGCUGCAAUCAUUACUCCAACCACUUAACCAAAAACCACAAAAAUAAGCAAGUAUUCCAGCCUCGUGACAAAGUUUGUUGUACAAAAAACGGAAAUGUUUUGGAACGGACAAAAGAAAAAGAGCUCAACAUGAAAACUGACGAAAAGAGCAAGGAGUCUGUCCGGCUUUGUAACGGGGAAAUAUUCUUCAUUACGGGGGAUGAAGAAAGCGACAAGAAGCGAUACCUGACAUUAGAUGACAGAGACGGGCGGCAGGUGUGUGUCUCCUUCAAAGAGUUGCAGAAAGAGUGCAGGCUGACUCAUGCCUGGGCCAGGACCAUCCACACUUUCCAGGGCUCUGAAGCCGAGACGGUGGUGUAUGUCCUCGGCCCUGCAGGCAGACAGAACUGGCAGCACAUGUACACAGCCGUGACUCGAGGGCGCAAACGAGUCUAUGUGGUCGCUCAGGAAAGCAACCUCAUCAAAACAGUUGUCUCCAAAAGCCCCAGGCGCAACACCCGUCUGAGAGAGCUGAUCCGAGAGAAAAUGACCAGGGGCAGGAGGGAGGUGGGCGGCGAUCUGCUGAGCCAGAGAUCCUCCACACAGACUGACUCCCAGCAGCAGCUGAAGCCAGCCACAGGGCUCGGGGGCUGGGCUUACACACAGUCCUCCCCUAAAGCACGUCCCAGAAACCAUGCUGGCAUGACCUGCUCCGCUAACCCCCUGUUCCAAAGGAACGCUUGGGGGGAGAAGCAAAGAACAGACUCAGAGACUGGAGACACCUCUCUCUUAGAUGAUGUCACUUUUUCACAAGCGUACACCUGGUCCCCAAUGGGCUUUCUAAACAUGCCUUCUCCACCUGCUGAAGAAGAGGAGCCCCUUCAGAUGAGCUCCUCGGAUUCUGAGGUUCGGGCCGGUGGCUCUGACCACGGGAGCACUUCUGUGAACUGUGAAAGACUUGCUUCUUCAGGCUGUUCUUCUGGCAGUAAAAGACAAAGCUGCUCCACUGACCAGCACGAGACUCCUACAAAGCAUCCCAAAGUCUUGUUAGUUGAAUCUCCCCUGGGCUGCUCCAAACUCCAGAGCCUGUCUCUCAGCAGCCCUCACUCAGCCACAGGACAGGACCCAGACAGCUGUUCCACCCUGCUCCCCUCUGACCAGCCCUCACCCAGCCACAGGACAGGACCCAGGCAGCUGUUCCACCCUGCUCCCCUCUGACCAGCCCUCACCCAGCCACAGGACAGGACCCAGGCAGCUGUUCCACCCUGCUCCCCUCUGACCAGCCCUCACCCAGCCACAGGACAGGACCCAGGCAGCUGUUCCACCCUGCUCCCCUCUGACCAGCCCUCACCCAGCCACAGGACAGGACCCAGGCAGCUGUUCCACCCUGCUCCUCUCUGAACAGCCAGCUACAGGACAGGACCCAGGCAGCUGUUCAACCCUGCUCCCCUCUGACCAGCCCUCACCCAGCCACAGGACAGGACCCAGGCAGCUGUUCCACCCUGCUCCUCUCUGAACAGCCAGCCACAGGACAGGACCCAGGCAGCUGUUCCACCCUGCUCCUCUCUGAACAGCCAGCCACAGGACAGGACCCAGGCAGCUGUUCAACCCUGCUCCUCUCUGAACAGCCAGCCACAGGACAGGACCCAGGCAGCUGUUCCACCCUGCUCCCCUCUGACCAGCCCUCACCCAGCCACAGGACAGGACCCAGGCAGCUGUUCCACCCUGCUCCCCUCUGACCAGCCCUCACCCAGCCACAGGACAGGACCCAGGCAGCUGUUCCACCCUGCUCCUCUCUGAACAGCCAGCUACAGGACAGGACCCAGGCAGCUGUUCCACCCUGCUCCUCUCUGAACAGCCAGCCACAGGACAGGACCCAGACAGCUGUUCCACCCUGCUCCUCUCUGAACAGCCAGCCACAGGACAGGACCCAGGCAGCUGUUCAACCCUGCUCCUCUCUGAACAGCCAGCCACAGGACAGGACCCAGGCAGCUGUUCAACCCUGCUCCUCUCUGAACAGCCAGCCACAGGACAGGACCCAGGCAGCUGUUCCACCCUGCUCCUCUCUGAACAGCCAGCUACAGGACAGGACCCAGGCAGCUGUUCCACCCUGCUCCUCUCUGAACAGCCAGCCACAGGACAGGACCCAGGCAGCUGUUCAACCCUGCUCCUCUCUGAACAGCCAGCCACAGGACAGGACCCAGGCAGCUGUUUCAACUUGCUCCCUCACACUGACAAUCCCACGUGGGUUUUUUUUUUUUUUUUUUUUUUUUAUCAUCACUUUAAUUGUUUAAAUACCUUGUUUUGGAAUGUGCAGGAUAAUGAAAAGCAUAUAUACUGUACUGUAAUAGAGUAGUUUGUUGUUUCCGGUCAGAGUUCUAAUGAUGAAGUUCAUCAUGAUCUACUUAUUUUGUUUCCCAGGUAAUGUCAUUAGAACUACAGUAGGAACCGUUUUCAGGAAUGAAGCAGCAAAUUUAAAACGUAGCUUGACAUUGGUUCAGUCAAGCCCUUGCAUAUAUUAUGACUAAAAUAGUGGUUUGUCAAUUGUAAGGGCAACAAUUAUAACAUCAUUUUUUACACUGUGCAAGUUGCUGUAAGUAUAAAUAUGUGAUAAUGGAAGAAUUCAGUUUUGCACUAUAAUGACGUGCCAAUUUGUAUAAUAAAUAAACUAAUUUAUACACCUUUAUACCAUUGUGUAUAUUUUAUUCCUCCCCCAUACAAAGGUUUACAUCUGUAGGAAUUCCCAGUCAUACACAGACGAUUAAAUAUCAUGCUACCAAAGUAUUUGAUUUGUACAAAAAUACUUUACAGUCUGUAAUGCUCGUUCAUUAAAAAUAGAUACAAUAUCCAAGGGAUUGAAUGAGAAACCGAUUAUUUUAAAGUGUUAUUUUCAAUUUUAUAUGGGUACCUAUAAUACACGGAGCAUCAAAAGAAACUUAUCACUAUUUUAACAUUUAUUUUCGGGAAAAAAAAGUAAAGGUAUAUAAUUGAUGGACA
Molecule: messenger RNA, 5373 nt
Organism: Polyodon spathula (Mississippi paddlefish)
Lineage: Eukaryota; Metazoa; Chordata; Actinopteri; Acipenseriformes; Polyodontidae
Gene: helb
Product: helicase (DNA) B
Exons: 14
Coding region: 67-3594 (1175 amino acids)
Source: RefSeq, a predicted model, not a curated record